AUGCCACCACUAAAGAAACGUAAACUAUCAGAUGCAAGUGUCGAUAUAGAGGAAUCAAUAUCUCCAGACUUAGAUCAAGAGGAAGAACAACCACAAUUGGAACAAGAGAUAUUUUCAGUAAAUACGAAUUUGAAACCAUUUUAUAUAAUAGAUCCAAAACCACCCACUACAACAAAUCAAUCAACAUUCAAUUCCAUUUUUAAAAAAAUAACAAACCAAACUACAGAUUUUUCCAAAUUAAAAACACCUUUUUUACCACUUUUCAACGGAUUAGAAUCACAAGAAAAUGUAAAAUAUAGAUAUGAAUUAUAUACUACAAUUUGGCAAAAUCAACAAGAUAAAAUUCAACAAAUUUUAGAUAAUGCAAAUAAUGAAUUAUUUAAUCAAUUAUUAAAAUUUAUUGAACAAGAAGUUAAUGAUGAAAAAUUAGAUAUUGGAUAUAUACAAUUAACUUCAAAUAAUGCUAAUAAUUUUAGAAUUUUAAAUGAAUUUUUAACAUUUAUGAAUUUCCAAAAAUCCAAAGAAUAUAAAAUAAUUUCAAUAAAUUCAAAAAAUGGUUCAAAUAUUAGAAAUUUAAUAAAAGAAAUAAUUAAACAAUUUAUUGAUCAAGUUUCUGAUUGUAAUUCUGAUAAUUAUUUAAAUUAUGAUAUUGAAAUUUUAAAAAAUUGGUUUAAUAAAAAAUCAAAUAAAGAUUGUAAAUUAGUCAUAGUAGUUGAAGAUACUAAUUUAUUUAAUCAUCAAGUAUUAAAUCAACUAAUCAAAAUAUUACAAUCUUCAAUUGAUGAAAUUUCUAUAAAAUUAUUAUUAGCAUUAAAUUGUGAAACUGUAAGUAGUUGGAUCAAUAAUAAUUUGAGAAAUGAAAUAAGAUUAAAUUUAAAUGGGUAUAAAUUCAAAAGUAACAACAAUAAAAGUUUAGGAUAUAUUAUAUUAAAUAAUUUAUUUUUAACACCAGAAUUGGAUAAUUCAAAUCCAUUAUUAAUUGAAAAAAAAUUAUCAAUCAUUUUACUAAAUCGUUAUGAAAAUAGUAAUAAUUCUAUCGAUUCAUUGAUUUCCAUUAUAAAAUUAUGUUAUAUGAUUUAUUUUUAUAGUUCUCCUUUAAGUAUAUUAAUUUCAAAAUUUGAUAAGUCACCAAUUUAUUUAGAUGGAUUAAGAAAAUUACCAAGUUUUAAAAAUCAUAUUGAAUUAAAAGCAAAACAAAAAGAUCCCAUUGUGAAAGAUUUAAUUACUUCAGAUACAAAAUUAAUUCAUUUAUUUAAUCAAUCUAAAAAUCAAUAUCAAAAACAUAAAUUAUCAAUUAUGAAUUCUAUAAAUAUUGUAUACAAUAUUGAUCCUUUUAAAUCAAAAGAAAAAUUCCAAUUAUAUCAAUUAUUAAUAAAUAAUAAAUUAUUAAACUCCAAAUAUUUUCAUGAAGUUAUUAAUAUUUCAAAUUAUUCACCAACUCAAUUAAUAAAAUUAGUCAAUGAGAUUUUUACAAAUACAACUGAAAAAAUUGGUGAUAUAAAAGAUAAAUAUUUAAUUGAAUUAAAAAAUGAAAUAAAUAAAUUAACAAUCACCACCACCACUACAAUAGAUAAAACUGUAUUAAAUACAUGUAUAGAAGAAUAUUUCAAAAAUCCCAUAUUAAUAACACCAUUAAAUUAUAUGAUUUUUAAUGAAAUUUUUUCAAUGAAUGGUGGUAUAAUUAAAAAUAAAUAUCUUUUACAAGAAAAUUAUAAUAAUUUAGCUUUAAAUUUAUUAAGACCAAAUUUACGUCAAACAAUUGAACAAAGUUUAGAUAAUUUUGAAAUUUAUUUAAAUAAUCCAUUAAUUAAUAAAACUACAUUACCAAAUACUGAUUCAAUAACAUCAAAUAUUAAAACUCCAUUACUUUGUUUAUUAUUUAAAUUAUAUAAAGAAGCACCAGCAUCAAUUAAUUUAAAUGAUUUUUAUCAAGCUUUUGCAUCACAAUUAAAUAAACCUACCACCAUCAAAAGUGAAGAAGAAUGGUCAAAAAUAAAUUAUUCUUGGUUUAUUGAAAAUUGUUAUGAAUUAAUGCAUUUAGGUAUUGUACAAUUUAAAAGAGUUAAUGAACAUUUAGAAAAAGCUAUUUGGAAAGGUGUUUAA
This is a messenger RNA of Lodderomyces jiufengensis, 2103 nucleotides long. It is a transcript of the gene ORC3, whose product is annotated as origin recognition complex subunit 3. The transcript has a single exon. Gene Ontology annotation, molecular function: DNA replication origin binding. Gene Ontology annotation, biological process: regulation of GTPase activity; DNA replication; DNA replication initiation. The record is from RefSeq and is a predicted model, not a curated record. Gene Ontology annotation, cellular component: DNA replication preinitiation complex; nuclear origin of replication recognition complex; nuclear pre-replicative complex. The coding region runs from base 1 to 2103 and encodes 700 amino acids. NCBI's taxonomy places the organism in Eukaryota, Fungi, Ascomycota, Pichiomycetes, Serinales, Debaryomycetaceae.